Rotaria socialis is the source of this 498-nucleotide messenger RNA. Lineage: Eukaryota; Metazoa; Rotifera; Eurotatoria; Philodinida; Philodinidae. The record is from the annotation of a GenBank genome assembly.
AUGUCACGAACGCUUCGAGAUGUAGGAUGGGUGACAAGAAAAGAUGGUGAACCUGAUCAACGCUACUCAAUGCCUCAAGUAUUAAAUGUAGAUGGCUCUAAAGAUAAAAGAUUCGGUUCAUUUGAGACACCAUCAUUUGGAACCUCACAAACAUUAACUCAUGGCCGUUCACAAUAUUACGAUCAAACCAGUGCACCGAGCGGCCCUGGUAUGUAUCAGUUGAUGACAACAAAUGGUAUUGGCAGACCCAAGAUCCGAUACACUGGUAUGUCAAAUGAUAUUGGUCGACGCUUAGAUGAACAUGCUCGCUGUACAUCGGAUAAUAUCACGACGCAAAUGAACCAGGCUGCAAAUAGAGGCAUGGACGUACGAGCUCGUUUUGCUCCAGCUGAUAGUGCAUUGGAAGCAAGAGCUCAAGAACUAUUUUUACUUGGCCAACGAGACUACGCUUGGAAUGAAAGAAACAACGGUGGAGCAACUAAAAGUUGGUGGAAAUAG